Vicia villosa (hairy vetch) is the source of this 726-nucleotide messenger RNA. RefSeq names its product gibberellin-regulated protein 13-like. The transcript has 4 exons. The record is from RefSeq and is a predicted model, not a curated record. The coding region runs from base 90 to 452 and encodes 120 amino acids. Lineage: Eukaryota; Viridiplantae; Streptophyta; Magnoliopsida; Fabales; Fabaceae.
AAUUACAAUGCCCUACAUUUCAUCUAUAAAAAGACAUAAAUCUCAUAACUUGAAGACCACACUUGUGAUAUCUUCUUCUCUUUUGAGCAAUGGCAACAAAAAUGUGCAUUGUUUUACUCUUCCUAGUUCAAAUGCUACUUCUUCCUCUACAAAACCAUGCAGAGAUUAUUGUAUCCACUGUUGAGGUUCCAGCUCCACAACCUAGCAAAAACAGUAACACUACUCAAUUUCCCAAUCAAGGAAUCACUGAAGGAAGUCUUCAACCACAAGAAUGUGGACCACGUUGCAGUGAUAGAUGCUCAAACACACAAUACAAGAAACCAUGUUUGUUCUUCUGUCAAAAGUGUUGUGCUAAAUGUUUGUGUGUGCCUCCUGGAACUUAUGGAAAUAAGCAGGUUUGUCCUUGCUAUAACAAUUGGAAGACCAAAAGAGGAGGACCCAAAUGCCCUUAAAAGUUGUAAUAUUGUCUAAGUCUAUAUGAUAAAUAUUGUAAACUCUUUUUUGUUUUUUUUUCUUUUCUUUUCUUCUGGUUCGGAGUCAGUUCCAACAUUAAGUGGAUUCAGCCUCCUCCCGAUCGCAUUUAUGGAAAAAUAUUGUAAAGUCUAGAGCAUGGAGCUUGAGUACUAUUGAUAAAAAAUGUCUUACUAGUUACUACCACUCAAUGUAUGUACAUGCACUAUAAUAUAUUAUUAUAUAUCCAUGAUAUUUAAAAAACACUUAAUUUUA